Cyprinodon tularosa is the source of this 896-nucleotide messenger RNA. It is a transcript of the gene mrps25, whose product is annotated as mitochondrial ribosomal protein S25. Gene Ontology annotation, molecular function: structural constituent of ribosome. Lineage: Eukaryota; Metazoa; Chordata; Actinopteri; Cyprinodontiformes; Cyprinodontidae. Gene Ontology annotation, cellular component: mitochondrion. The record is from RefSeq and is a predicted model, not a curated record. The coding region runs from base 102 to 620 and encodes 172 amino acids. The transcript has 4 exons.
AGAGCGUUCCCGAGGUACAAAGACGUCAUCAAUCCGCGUCGCACACCGUACGUGUACUUGCUGGGUUCCAAGAAAGAUAUUUUUUUAUUAGUUUUUUUAAAAUGCCUAUGAAAGGAAGGUAUCCGAUUAGAAGGACGCUGGAGUAUCUCCAGAAGGGCGACAUCAUCUUUAAAAACCGGGUGAAGAUUAUGACUGUGAAUUACAACACACACGGAGAGCUCAGCGAAGGAGCAAGGAAGUUUGUGUUUUUUAACAUCCCGCAGAUUCAGUACAAGAAUCCUUGGGUACAAAUUAUGAUGUUCAAAAAUAUGACUCCAUCGCCCUUCCUCAAGUUUUACCUGGAUGAUGGUGAAAAAGUACUGGUGGAUGUGGAAGGGAAGGACUACAAGCAGAUUUCACAACAUGUUAAGAAGAUUCUGGGGAAAUCAGAAGAAGUGCUGCAAGCUGAAGCUCAAGCAAAGAUGCAGGCAUCCAACCCAGCCAACUUCGGGCCAAAGAAGUACUGUCUAAGGGAAUGCAUCUGUGAGGUGGAGGGCCAAGUGCCGUGUCCUGGCACCACACCGCUGCCAAGGGAGAUGACAGGAAAAUAUCGCGCCAAGAUGGCGGAGUCACAGGAAUGAGAAGCUGCACAACAGACUUUUCUGUCAUCUCAGGACAUUAUUCUGGCCGUUUUUGUUGUGACUAUAUGUGAAAGGAUUACACCAAAAUACGAUCUGCUUGACUUCUGGGAUGCAUCAAUGUGGACAAUUUCUGUAUAUAUUAAACUGAAUUCCAUCCAACUUUCAAUAUUUUAACUAUAUUUCUAGCUUGUUUCUUUUUUAUAUUGCAACCAUAAACAAAUUUAAUGUAUAUGCUUGGAUCUGCCAAAAUAAAAUCUGAUCUUUGGUGGAUCAUUA